Ostrea edulis (European flat oyster) is the source of this 1228-nucleotide messenger RNA. RefSeq names its product histamine H3 receptor-like. Gene Ontology annotation, cellular component: dendrite; membrane; synapse. Gene Ontology annotation, molecular function: G protein-coupled acetylcholine receptor activity; G protein-coupled serotonin receptor activity. The record is from RefSeq and is a predicted model, not a curated record. The transcript has a single exon. The coding region runs from base 197 to 1228 and encodes 343 amino acids. NCBI's taxonomy places the organism in Eukaryota, Metazoa, Mollusca, Bivalvia, Ostreida, Ostreidae. Gene Ontology annotation, biological process: chemical synaptic transmission; G protein-coupled receptor signaling pathway, coupled to cyclic nucleotide second messenger; adenylate cyclase-inhibiting G protein-coupled acetylcholine receptor signaling pathway.
UGACCCGUACUUGUAUAUUACAGAUAGUAGAACACAUGACAUGUGACCGUAUUUGUAUAUUACAGAUAGUAGAAUACAUGACAUGUGACCCGUAGUUGUAUAUUACAGAUAGUAGAACACAUGACAUGUGACCGUAUUUGUAUAUUACAGAUAGUACGUGUUUGAUUAGUAUACUGUAUCUCUUUUCAGGAAAAUAAUGAAUAGCACAGUAUCGUUUGAAGAUGGCGAGGAAGAUGAAACUGAGGAAUUCUCCCUGUAUGUGAUUAUCCCCCUUGGCAUCUGUGUAGCGGUUCUAGUUGUUUUAGCAGUGAUGGGGAAUGCGCUGACGGUGAUAGCUUUCGGGCGCGAUAUAAAACUCCGAUCUGUGUACAAUAUGUAUCUGGUGAACCUAGCCGUCACAGAUUUCUGGCUCGGUCUUUUCAGCAUGCUAAUCUAUUUCGUGACAAUUCUCAAAAACUACAUAUGGCCAUUCGGAUAUCAUUUUUGUAAGGUCUUUUUGGUAAUUGACUAUGUACUUUGCUUAGAAUCCGUUAUUUCAAUAGUGAUCAUUAGCUAUGACCGUUUGCUUCUUCUGAAACAUGGUCCGCAUUAUGUCCUGAAAGAAAGUAUAAAAGUGGCACAAGUAAAAAUCGCCAUAUCUUGGGUACUAGCAUUUUGUCUGUAUUCACCUGCCAUCAUUGGUUGGGACUUGUGGACAGGAGAGGAGAUUAACGAACCCAAUUUCUGUCAUGCCCAGUUUGCUUAUCACUUUGUGUUCACCACAACAACAGCUGUUAUAGAAUUUGUCAUUCCAUUCAUCGCCAUCAGCAUCUUGAAUUUUCUUAUUUACCUCGAAAUACGAAAACGAACAGUUGUAUCUCCAAUGACCAUGGCGGGGAAGUCCUCGUCCAAACGUAUCACUGAUGAAAAUAUUGCUGGAGUAAAGGAAACGACACGAAAAGACAUCAAGGCCGCGCGAUUUUUAGCUACACUAGUUCUUGUUUUCGCUUUGACCUGGGCACCAUACACCAUUGCAACGAUCAUAAUUUCUUUCUGCGAUGAUUGCGUUAAUGAGUAUAUUUAUGAAUUUCUGGUUUGGUUACUGUGGUCCAAGUCCGCGAUAAACCCCUUUCUAUAUGCCUACAACAACACCAUGUUCUACAAGAAUUUCAAGGAAGCUUUAAGAUGCUGUCGAGAAUCAAAAGUAGGUAACCAGAAUUCUACAGUAGUGUCUCGUGUCACCUCUUAA